Chanos chanos (milkfish) is the source of this 1728-nucleotide messenger RNA. It is a transcript of the gene wscd1a, whose product is annotated as WSC domain containing 1a. The coding region runs from base 1 to 1728 and encodes 575 amino acids. NCBI's taxonomy places the organism in Eukaryota, Metazoa, Chordata, Actinopteri, Gonorynchiformes, Chanidae. The record is from RefSeq and is a predicted model, not a curated record. Gene Ontology annotation, molecular function: sulfotransferase activity. The transcript has 8 exons.
AUGCCAAGGCCCUUCUACAGACUACAGCGCUUCCUGCGGCGGACCCAGCUGCUUUUUCUGUUCUUGGGUGUGGCGUAUAUCAUGGCGGGAAGCGUCUUGCUCUUGCAGAGGGCGAGUCUGGUGGUGUCCCAGCGUGGGACUAGCAGUGUGCUCCCACUUCCUUCCCUACUGCCCUCUCCUCCCAGGGCUCUGGAGACCCCCAUCUUAAAGUCUGGGUAUGGUUUGAUGGGACCCAGGUUGACCAUUAAGGGCCAUGAGGGGAGCUUGCCUGAUGACCAGACCGGACAGCACUGGCUGGUCUCUCGGAACCAGGAGAUCCGACGCCUGCGGAGACGUUGGUUUCACAGCCUCAUGGCUGAACAUGAUAUGAACCGGUUUGAAAGAGUCAGUCCUAAGAGAAAAGCUCGACACAAAGGCACCUACAUUGGCUGCUUUUUGGAUGACGCCAAGGACCGGACCUUAAAGGGGAUGGUGUUUUACGACUUUCGGAAAAUGACAACAACCUUGUGUCAAGACACCUGCACCGAGAGCGGAUACCAGUAUGCUGGACUUGAGUAUGGCUCUGAGUGUUAUUGCGGCAACCGUAUCACCAGCACUCGCAUGAAGGAGGAGGAGUGCAACCUGGACUGCAAAGGGGAGAAGGGCUCUGUAUGUGGGGGCGUGGCUCGUCUGUCUGUUUAUAAAGUGGAGGAACUGCUUCCUGGCCAGAGGAGAUACAGGAACGUACGGUACCGCGGAUGUUUCAGGGAGCCGGACAAUGCCACAGCAGCGUCCCUGGUCCACGUGGUGCGACCCAAUCUGACUUCCCAGUCCUGCAUCGAAAUCUGCAUGGAUAAGGAGUUUCCUCUGGCCAUGCUGAGGAGUCCAGAUUGUUUUUGUGGCUUUGCUACCUCUCGCUUCACUCUGCAUGAGCCUGUGGAAGAAGAAUCCUGUGGCCAGGCCAACGGCAGCAGGUCCACACCAACCCCCAGCCAGCAUUUUCUCCAGGUCUACCAGACUCCAGUCCAGGACUCCAGAUGCACAGAGAGAAAAUUCCUUCCAGAGAAAUCCAGCUCUUUGGUGGCACUGUCCAGUUUUCCUGGUGCGGGCAACACCUGGGUCCGACAUCUGAUUGAGCUGUCCACUGGGUACUACACUGGCAGUUACUACUUCGACGGCACCCUGUACAACAGAGGUUUCAAAGGUGAGAAGGAUUACUGGAAGAGCGGCCGGACCAUCUGUGUUAAGACUCAUGAGAGCGGGAAGCGGGAUAUCGAGAUGUAUGACUCUGCCAUCCUGUUGAUCAGGAACCCGUACCGCUCCCUCAUGGCCGAGUUUAACCGCAAGUGUGCCGGACACCUGGGCUACGCCUCUGACGAGCACUGGAAGAGCAAAGAGUGGCCUGAGUUCGUGGGCAGCUACGCCUCCUGGUGGGCGUCUCACGUGCUGGACUGGCUGCGGUUUGGCCGACGAGUCUUAGUGAUCCACUACGAGGAGCUCCAGGAGGCCUUGGUGCCCAGACUUAGGAUCAUCGCCGAUUUCCUCAACAUCAGCGUGACAGAGGAACGACUCCUGUGCGCUGAGAGCAACAAGGAUGGCCACUUCAAGCGUUCAGGCGCCCGUCGACCGACCUUUGACCCCUUUACCCCGGACAUGAGAUUGCUUAUUGAUGGCUACAUCGUGGCCGUGGACCAGGCUCUCAGAGCCAACAAUUGUAGCGGGUUGCCUCAGGAAUACCUGCCCAGAUGA